Molecule: messenger RNA, 1599 nt
Organism: Cladophialophora immunda
Lineage: Eukaryota; Fungi; Ascomycota; Eurotiomycetes; Chaetothyriales; Herpotrichiellaceae
Exons: 6
Coding region: 1-1599 (532 amino acids)
Biological process (GO): transmembrane transport
Molecular function (GO): transmembrane transporter activity
Source: RefSeq, a predicted model, not a curated record
AUGUCCUCCGAGGUGAGCGACGUCGAGAAAAAGCCCGUUGCGGUCGAUGCAUCGAUACAAAGUUCGCCCGUUGACGUGGCCGACGUAUACCAUCUGCCAGUUGAGGCCAGAGACAAACCAUUGACGCCGGCACCGACCCAAGACUCCCUCGAUCCUUUGAACUGGUCCAGGCUACAGAAAUACAACAUCAUCGGCAUCGUGUGCUUCUUUUACUUCCUGUUGACGUACUUGACCACUGCCCCGGUGCCAUCGUUCUCGCUUCUCGAGGAGCAAUUCGAUGCCUCGUACAACCAAGUCAAUUGGUCCUUCGGCAUCUCUGCCUUUGGCCUCGCGUUUGGCCCUCUGGUCACCUCAUCGCUGGCAGAAACAUACGGCCGCCGGGUGGUGACCAUCGUUGCCACAGCAACCGCAGUUCUGGCCAGUGGCUGCACCUCGAUCAAGGGACAAUCCAUCGGCCAGUACAUGGCAGCCAGGUUUUUCCAAGGGUUUGCAGCGGGCCCCGCGGCCAACGUGGGCCUCAGCAUCAUCAACGACAUCUCUUGGGAGCAUGAACGAGGGUUUCGGAUCGGUCUCUGGGCCAUGUCUGCAAACAUAGGAAGCGUCCUGGGCGGCCUCAUUGGCGGGUUUAUAGCCACCGUGAACCAAUACUGGGUGGCCUACCAUGUCACCAUCGCCUUCGCAUUUCUCUUGCUCUGGGAACUCCUGUUUCUGCCAGAAACUCAAUAUCCUCGCGCCCACGUUGUUGCUCUAGAGCUGCAACAAGCCGCUGCAAAGGCGCGUGGGGAAGCCUUGCAGAAUCCCGCGGUGGACAUCAAACGAACCACACAACUCCCCUGGCUGAACAUCCGCAAAAUCCCAGGUGUCCCCCACCCCAAACCUUGGGCAACCCUAAUCACAUUCUGCAAGCUGUGGGCGUACCCGAAGUUGGUCGCCAGUGUUUGCGGAUAUAUAUUUCUCCAUUAUUGGUGGAUCGUGGCUCUGCUCUCAAUGAUCCCCGCGGCGUACUAUGAGUACAAGAUCCAGAUCCAAGGUUUGUUCUUCACCGGAGCUCUGAUCGGGGUCAUCUUUGCCGAGAUAUUCUGCUCGGGCCAUUUGAGCGACUGGAUCGUCGUCCGCCUAGCGAGGAAAAACCACGGCCAGCGAACACCAGAAAUGAGGCUGUGGCUCGGCUAUCCCGGCGCCCUGCUCUCCGCCAUUGGCCUUGCGGUCUGGGGAGCUUCGGUCCAGAAAGGAUGGCACUGGAUGGUCGGUCAAGUGGCUCUGUUCCUGUUUGCGGUCGGCCUUCAAGCGGGCAACACGACCUUGUCGACAUAUAUCGUUGACUGCUACCCGGAGCACGCCAUUGAGGUCAUAACAUUUUAUUCCGUCAUCAUAAAUAUGUCCGCGUUUAUCGUUCCCUGGUAUAUUUACGACUGGACCGCCGCAGUUGGAUAUGGAUGGUGCUUCGGCACCCAGGCAAUCGUCUGCGCCGUUUUGCUGCCACUUACUUAUUUUGUACUCCACCGAUGGGGUAACAGGUGGGUAAAACCCAUAGUGCUCUCGUCCGAUGAGUUGCCAGACAUACGAAGCGUCGAAAGUAGCGUUCAGCAAGAAAAAUGA